UUGAAGUUUGGAGGUUGGAUGCCGCCGCUAUUGUCUGUUUUUUACCGAAACCCCAAUCUCUCUUGGAACCUUCCCGAAUCAGGAAAUCUUUAUUUAAAAUCCAAGAUAUCUUCAGUACCAUUGUCCUCUUUGGAUCUUUGGUAAUGGAGGGAGGUUCAGCACUAUCAACAGACAAACAGAAUGAAUCGACGCCCUCUUAUACCUAUUGGGUUAGACAAACGACGCAAGAUGCUGCACCUUUACCUCUUCCGAAGAAGCUCACAUCUGAAGACCUCAAUAAUCAAGCCAAUAAUCCUCAAACCCACCUUGGCUCGGCCUGGAAUAGGGCUGGAACAUGGGAGGAGAAAAAUCUAAAUAAAUGGGCGAAUGAUCGAAUUAAGGAGCUGCUCAUAUCUGUGGGAUCACUGGAGUAUUCUGGCGGCAGAGCAGAAGUAGCCGAAGUAACACGAUGUUCUGGUGAUGCAUUUUUGGUGACUGUACGGAAUAAGAAGCGUGUUGGCUAUACAUAUGAGCUCACGAUCAAAGUCAAGGGGGAAUGGCUUGUUGGAGAUGAGAAAAAGGUGAUCAAGGGCAAUAUAGAUAUACCAGAGUUCUCAUUUGGCGAGCUAGAUGAUUUGCAGAUUGAAGUGAGUCUUAGUGAAGACAAGGAUCUUGGACAACAAGACAAGCAUCGGAUAAAACAGGAUAUGAAACAAUUUCUGCAGCCUCUUCAGGAAAAAUUGUUCAAGUUUGAGCAGGAACUGAAAGAGUUGUAGUAUGGUACUAUUUUCUUGAAGCUUUCCGUUUUCUUGUGGUCUGGAGCUGUGGACGAAUGUCCCUUUGGCUGGAAAGUGUUAUUUCAGCUUGGAUUACUCAAAAUGUACUACUUUGGCACAACUAAUUAAGAAUAUUGGGAUUCUAGAUUA
Solanum dulcamara is the source of this 905-nucleotide messenger RNA. RefSeq lists its product as uncharacterized. Gene Ontology annotation, cellular component: cytosol. The transcript is spliced from 6 exons. Gene Ontology annotation, biological process: positive regulation of ATP-dependent activity; protein folding. Lineage: Eukaryota; Viridiplantae; Streptophyta; Magnoliopsida; Solanales; Solanaceae. Gene Ontology annotation, molecular function: protein-folding chaperone binding; ATPase activator activity. The record is from RefSeq and is a predicted model, not a curated record. The coding region runs from base 144 to 755 and encodes 203 amino acids.